Molecule: messenger RNA, 3929 nt
Organism: Closterium sp. NIES-67
Lineage: Eukaryota; Viridiplantae; Streptophyta; Zygnematophyceae; Desmidiales; Closteriaceae
Source: the annotation of a GenBank genome assembly
UUGAUACUAAUUAGCAUCCAGCUACAAAAUUUCGGUCUCAUUCUAUGCUGCAUGCGUCCUGGUAACUAGCCUUACAGAUAUUCCUCUGUUUUUGGCAGUCUAGUGCUUAGGACUAGUUGCCUUUCGCUUUCGCAAUCGCCAUGCUUACCCUGGACGCUCCCCUGCUACUUAGGCCUCGCCUACUACCUUCCUCAGCGCUCCGACCGUCCUUACACUCGCAGACGUGUCGGACAGCAUCACGUAGGAAAGAAUUUCCGUGUAUUCGUCCGUCAGGCCUUCCAAGCAGGCCAGCGUCUCUUCCGGCGUCAAAUGGUCAGCCUAUCUUCGCGGUAAGCCUCUCUCACGGCCUUCGCGAACGCAUUUCCUCCACAUUCAGCAGAAGGCUUCAGCAGUAGCAGCUCGCUGCUCUUCCAAGUCCGACCCUCCCGAUUCUUCCGAGUCGUCUCGAAUCCCAAGGAGAAUCCUUCAGGCGACGAGCUCCGCGAAGAAAAAGCGGAUGCGACAGAUUCACCAAUCGGCAAGUUCUCUGAUGCGAGCGAUCCCGGCGCCAAGGGUCGUCUACCGGACGAUUCCAGUGACUCCAUUAAAAACAGAAAUGUUGCCAGGCAGGCUGAACCUGUUACGGAUGAAUCCGCUGAUCCGCCCUCGCUUGCCGGCAGCAGCAUGGCGGAAAUUGCCAAUGAUCGGCUGCGACGGAUAGAGGAAGCAGCCGCGGCCGCUAAAGCCGGAGCCGAUCCGCUCAAGGGGAUGGUGGCGGUGGCCGCCCAGCGGCUGCAGGACUACUUCGACAAGACCCGGCUCGUCGGCGGUGCGGGGGGGCUUGGGCAGGAAGGGAUGGGGUUGAAGGUGGAGGUGGAGGAGAGCGGAGAGGAGGAGGGGGCCGGGGAGACGACGUGGCAGCGGUGGGAAAGGGUGUUUGCUGAUGUGGAGGAGAGAGAGGCCAUGCUGACGACGCUGCAGUUCCAGCUGGACGACCUGGUGGGCGACGAGGACUUCACGGCAGCGGCCAAGCUGCAGGCCGCCAUCCGCGCGCUGGAGGAGCAAGACGCCAUGGCGGCCGUCUUCCGAGAGCUCAAGGAGGCAGUGGCAGAGGAAAGGUACAGCGAUGCCAAGCACCUGCGGGACGACGCAGGCGCUGGGCUGGUGGGAUGGUGGGCGGGGCUGGACGAGAGUGGCUCGGCGGACCCCUUUGGUCGACUCAUCCAUGUCACUCAGCAGCACGGCAAGCUGCUCGCCAAGUCAUACACUGCCAAGCAGCUGUCCGUGGCUGGUCAGGGCGUUCCCAUAUUCGAGGUCUAUGCAGCUCGCCAUGCCACCAACGCAAAGCGGUUUGACCAGCAGGUGCGCGCUGCACUGCACCUGUGCCGUGUACCUGCACCACGAGACAGCCAGCGCGCAGGCCAAGGGUGCUUCCACUGCUCCCACGAGCACUGGCUCUGGAAGCUCUGCCCCAAGCAGCAGCAGCACUGCCGCAAGCAGCCGCAGCAGCAGUGCCACCGAGUCUGGCCCAUCAGCUUCGUCCCAUCAAACCCUUCCCCGGCACCAUCCAGCGUUCAACGGGUGCAGGAUGCCAUCUCGUUCAGCUGGGGGAAGAAGAGCCCAGCCGAUGAUGGCCAGGCAGGGAAUGCAGCCAGCAGCAGGCAGCAGCAGGAGAGAGAAAGCGGCAGUGCCCCCACCCACCCCUCCCCCGUCUCCCUCUGCUGCCUCCUCCCCUCCUUCCUCCUCCUCCCUGCCUCCUCGCUCCCCCCUGGUGCCGAUGAUAGCUUAUCGCGGGUCCUCGAUUUCUUCAAGGAGCGGUUACCAGAUGUGAAGCUGCGCGUCUUCCCAGUCGUGUCUCCUGCUGACGUGGCAGCACCGGACGGGUCCGGGGGGCCGGGGACUGCGGACAUCCCGCGAAUAGUGGAGGACGUUGUAAAGAGGAUAGCGAGGGACAGGGAGUCUGCUGCUGCAGCUGCAGCAGGUGAGGCAGCAUCAGCAGCGGGUGAGGCAGCGUCAGCAGCGGGUGAGGCAGCGUCAGCAGCAGGUGAGGCAGCGUCAGCAGCGGGUGAGGCAGACAAAGGGGGAAAGUCUGGGAGCAGUGCAAGUGAUGAUGAGAGGGGGAGUGAGAGAACGGAACAAGGAGAUGCUACAGAUGAUGAGAGUGAUAGGAUCUAUCCCAGCAAUGGGGACACGAGUGAGAGUGGAGGGAGGGAGAGCAGUGUGGAGGGGCCGAGGAGCAGCAUCGCUGGUGAGAGUGAUGCUGAAGCAGCAGGGGCGGGAGAGGCAGCUCAGCCGCCAGCACAACCUGAGAGGGACGAUGCAGACGACCAGAGAAGUGUGACCCGCAGCAGGGGUGGUGGAAGAGACGACCAGAGAAGUGCGAGUCAGCUGUCAAAGCGGGAUUUGAGGCGACUGAGGGAGUUCAGAGAGAGGCACGGGAUGUCCGAUGAGGGAACAAUGAGUGGCAGCAGCACUCCCAGUGCCCGGGACAGCGGCAGUGACAGUGACGGCAACAGCAGCAGCAGCAGCAGCAGAGGAGGAGGCAGUGAGGAAAUUCCAAGUGGGCUGGGAAGGGAGGGUGGGGAUGAGGAGGGAGUGGAGGAUGCGGAUGGGCGGCAGGGCAUUGCAGUGCGUGUGGUGGUGGGCGGGGUAUUCCCUGGGGAUGGCGCCGGGGAGAGCGUCACGAGGGUCCCUGCAAGGAUAGAGUGGAGGGGGAGGGACGCGUUUCUCUUCACUGUGGAGGACAGCGAGGGCGAGGGCAGCGAGGCAGGUGGUGGGGCAGGCGGGGCAGCGCCUGACUCAAGAACGUCUCAAUCCACCUCGACUUCCUCUUCCUCCUCGUCCGCAUCGCAGUCAGCGGCGGUGGCGGCGGCGGUGAGUGGGAAGCUGGCGUCGGCGGCCACGAGGGCAGCAGCCAACCUGAUGCCGGAAGACGUGGCGAAGCAGCUCUGGGGCGUUGACCGCUUCUCAGGACCCGAGGUGUUCAAGGACAAGGACGUGGCGCAGCUGAUCCGCACGGCGGUGCAGCACGUGCAGAGGAGGCGGUACACGCUCCCCAGGACCACCGCCUUCACGCGCAUCAAUGUCGCUGAUGCCAACACGGACCCCUUCGCUGGGCUAUACGUGGGUGCAUAUGGCCCGUACACUUCUGAGGCUAUUCAGGUCCGGCGGAGGUUUGGCACGUGGGAGGAGCCUGAGGAGGAGACUGAGGCUUGGGAGGCAGACAGCAGCACCACUAGCGGCCGGUCAGCCGAGUCAGCUGAUCCAACCAAGUCUAUCACUUCUGCUGCAAGCGAUGAGGGCACGGAGUGGGGUCGGAUAUUGAGAAGCAAGGGGCUAGUCAGAGGGGUGGGUGAGGGGGCCAAGGAUGGGGAGGGGGCUGGGAGGACGAGGAGGCAAGGCGGGCGAUCGCUGGUGCCGCCGUUUGAGUACGUGGAGGGGGUGAAGCUCACAGGCGACUUCAACGUGCCUGCAGGGAAGGUCUCCUUUCGGGCAAAAACUGGCCGGCACUGCCAGAUGCCGUACCGAGGGGUGUACCCUGAUGAGCUGGGCGUGGUGGCUAGGUACCCUGGGCAGGGUCAGCUGGCAGAGCCGGGGUUUAAGAACCCUCGCUGGGUUGAUGGGGAGCUUCUUGUAUUUGAUGGAAAGGGCUCACGUCACACCAAUGGUGCUGAACUCGGGUUCGUAUUCUCGUUACCGGAGAGGCACUUCCUCAUUCUUUUUAACCGGCUGAAGCUUCAAGCCUAAACGGAACACGGUUUUGGGGUGUAACAAAAUGAGAGAAUUUUCUGUAGGUGAAAGUUUCAUCAGUAGUGUAUUGAUCACUCAUCUUGUGUGUUCUUCAGCAAUGCGCUGGAGCUACACCAUGACAUGGACUAGCAUCAGUCCACCUCAUCAGAAUAUUAUUAGGGAUGCCGUGAGCUGGCCCGAAGUAAACGUUGUUAUCCGCG